AAGUUCCAGGUCUGAUAUGUAUGGCAGCUCUGAAGAGGUACAGGCAGCCGGCGACGGAAACCGUAAUGCGCAUGGGUCCCGCCAAGAGCCGCGACGCGCCAUUAUGCGGAUUCAUAGGCCUCCUCCGCCGUUGCCGGUCCCCAAAAGGACCUACACUCGAGUUACGAUGAGUUAUCCAGCCAAAAUACUGUUGAUCAAGUUGGUAAAGCAGCAUGAAGAACUCUGGAAUUCGAGAUCGCCUCAUUAUUCAAGAGCAGAUAUCAAAAAGCAGGCUUGGGAGGAGAUUUCUGCAAGAAUGGCAGCAAACGGCUUUGAGUCUAAUAUUGGAAGGCUAAGAGUUAUAUGGAAGAAUCUUCGUGAUCAAUGGAAAAGGAAUCUCAGUUUGAAGGCGCAAGCGCCUCCGGAGAAGGAAUGGUAUUUCCAACGAAGAAUCAACUUUCUAGCGGAAACCUAUGAUGAUGGCGGACGGGGAGGAUUGAUAUACUGCAGUCAUAAUGAUGAUAAUGAUGACGAUUCACCGGAUAUGUGCGAAGCGCCCAAUGAUUCCUUAUAUAGCGUUAAACCUGACGUCUACGUCUACGAUAGCCUGGAAAAAGACUAUGCUACAGAAGGAAGCUUACUUCUUGGUAGCUAUCACCAAAACAAUUCACCGGCACCAAACAUCGAGCCAAAAAUGGAAAAGCAAGAUGACGGGCUUGUUUGUGGUGAAACUUUACUGAAUGUCAUGGAAGAGCAAGUGAAUGGAGGAGGAUCGUCUAGUCAUCCAGUAAAUUCCGCGAGACCUACUACUUCCUCUACUCCGGACUCCGGACCGCGUGUGAAACGAUCGCGAAAGGAGAUCCGAAGCGAAGGUUCCACCGACUCAAAGAUUCAAGAAAGUACCAGUUCAAAUGUACAAUUGUCACCACGCGCGUCAUCGAAAGAGCCAGAUAAUGGUGUCAGUCAACAGUCCGAAAACAAGUCAGAAAAUAAAGGAGACAAAUUUGAUAAAUAUGCUGCCUUUGUCGCGUCAACGUUGAGAGAAAUGCCCGAAGAUGAAGCCAGAAGGCGCAUGAAAGAGAUGACUAUGCUUCUUCUGGAGGGUUUGGACUGACAUAUCAACUCAUGGAUCCUAUCGUUUUGUCUCAUAUCAUUACCGGUGACUUUCAUGAAAUAUAGAAAUUCUCUCUUCUUGCAUACAAUAAUGAAUUGUAUUCUCGGUUAAAUCAUAUGAGCAAGGAAAUAAAGAGGGA
Messenger RNA from Cylicocyclus nassatus, 1232 nucleotides. Lineage: Eukaryota; Metazoa; Nematoda; Chromadorea; Rhabditida; Strongylidae. The record is from the annotation of a GenBank genome assembly.